AUGUCACUUUCUUCAGUCGUUGCGGCAACCCUGCUGGGCUUGGCCACUGCCCAAAUAGCAGGAACUAUCCCAGAAGUACACCCAAAGUUGACGACUUGGAAAUGCACAAAGGCUGGUGGGUGCAAGGCGCUAGACACUUCCAUUGUUGUUGACUCACUACGCCACAAUAUUCAUCUCAAAAACGACACGAGUGUGAGCUGCGGUGAUGAAUACACUGCGCUCAAUACGGCGCUUUGCCCAGACAAGAAGACUUGCGCUCAGAAUUGCGUAAUUGAUGGCAUCGAGGAUUACUCCACACAAGCAAUUUUCACGGAAAACGACAAGCUUCGCCUAGACAUGUUCAAUCCCAAAGGUGAAUACAUGAGCCCUAGGGUGUAUCUGUUAGCCGAGGAUAAGCAGAACUACGAGAUGCUGCAAUUGACGGGCAAUGAACUGUCCUUCGACGUCGAUAUGUCGAAGCUACCUUGUGGCAUGAACAGUGCUCUCUAUCUCAGCGAAAUGGAAGCCGAUGGUGGACGGUCCGAAUACAACACCGCAGGUGCGCCCCAGGGUAGCGGGUACUGUGACGCCCAGUGUUUUGUCAAACCAUUUUUGAACGGCGAGGCCAACGCUAAUGGGGAGGGCUCCUGCUGCAACGAAAUGGAUAUCUGGGAGGCCAACAGCUAUGCCAACCAGAUCGCCCCUCAUACCUGUGGCAAGCCAGGUAUCUUUGCAUGCACGGGUAAUGACUGCGGCAGUGCUGGACUCUGCGACAAGGCCGGAUGCGGUGACAACCCAUACAAGCACCGUAACGACAAGGAGUACUACGGACCAGGUCUCAAGGUCGAUACCAACAGGCCGUUCACCGUUGUCACCCAGUUUCCCGCCAAGGACGGCGUGCUCCAGGCCAUUGUCCGCAAGUACGUGCAAGACGGCGUAGUCAUUGAAAACGCCAUGCGCAACCUCACCGCUGAAGAGGCAGUCAUGGACCAGGCGUGGUGCGAUAAGCAGGGAAAAACCUCGGCCUACAACAGGCUUGGUGGCCACAAGACCAUGGGUGAGGCCCUGGAACGCGGUAUGGUUCUCGCACUAAGCAUCUGGUGGGAUAAGAGCAGUGGCAUGCAGUGGCUUGACAGCGGAUCCAGCGGUCCUUGCAAUGCCACCGAGGGCUUCCCAGAUGUCAUUCAGUCCAAGGUCAAGAAUCCCACUGUCACCUUUAGCCAGGUCAAGUGGGGUGAGAUCGACUCGACGUAUGGAGCUUCCAACGCGACGAGCAAGUACUGGAAGGCUUAG
Messenger RNA from Bipolaris zeicola 26-R-13, 1272 nucleotides. Its product is annotated as glycoside hydrolase family 7 protein. The transcript has 2 exons. Lineage: Eukaryota; Fungi; Ascomycota; Dothideomycetes; Pleosporales; Pleosporaceae. Bases 1 to 1272 code for a protein of 423 amino acids. Gene Ontology annotation, molecular function: hydrolase activity, hydrolyzing O-glycosyl compounds. Gene Ontology annotation, biological process: carbohydrate metabolic process. The record is from RefSeq and is a predicted model, not a curated record.